Molecule: messenger RNA, 1507 nt
Organism: Micropterus dolomieu (smallmouth bass)
Lineage: Eukaryota; Metazoa; Chordata; Actinopteri; Centrarchiformes; Centrarchidae
Gene: faim2b
Product: Fas apoptotic inhibitory molecule 2b
Exons: 13
Coding region: 1-903 (300 amino acids)
Biological process (GO): negative regulation of apoptotic signaling pathway
Cellular component (GO): Golgi apparatus; endoplasmic reticulum; membrane
Source: RefSeq, a predicted model, not a curated record
AUGUCCACAAAGAAAUCAGUGGCUGCUGAGCAGGAACAUGGGGUCAGUAGGUGCAACAACAAAUCAGCACUCUGCAGCUUUGGAGGCAGAAACACCUGCAGAAAGCGACAGAAGGAGAGAGGAGAGGCACGAGAAAGCACAAAACUACAGCAGGUGAGUGAUGACAAUGAGCCACCCAGUUAUCAGGAGGCGACUGCAGGCUAUGGGGAGAUGGAGGCCCAGUUCGCCUGGGAUGACAAGACCAUCAGGCGGACCUUCGUCCGGAAGGUAUAUGCCAUUCUCAUGGUUCAGCUGCUUGUCACAGUGGGAAUUGUUGCUCUCUUCUCAUUUUGCGCACCUGUGAGGUUUUAUAUUCAGACUCAUCCUGGCUUGUACACGGCAUCUUACCUCAUGUUCUUUGCCACUUACAUUGCGCUGUCCUGCUGUGGAGACCUGCGGAGGCAGUUUCCUUGGAAUAUCAUAUUGUUAGUUCUCUUUACUUUGAGCAUGGCCUUCAUGAUGGGAUUUGUGUCAAGCUUUUAUAACACCAAAUCAGUGAUGCUGUGUCUGGGAAUCACGGCUCUGGUGUGUCUUUCUGUCACCAUCUUCAGCUUCCAGAGCAAGAUUGAUGUCACAUCCUGUCAGGGCGUCCUGUUUUCUUUGUGUGUGGUCAUGCUUCUCUGUGCCAUCACCAUCUCCAUUGUUGUCCCUUUCGGAUAUGUUCCCUGGUUACAUGCCACUUAUGCUGUGGUAGGAGCCAUUCUCUUCACUAUGUUCCUGGCAUUUGACACUCAGUUGCUGUUAGGGAACAAGCGCUACUCCAUAAGUCCAGAGGAAUAUGUUUUUGCCACCCUCAGCCUCUACCUGGACAUCAUCUACCUAUUCAGCUUCCUACUACAAAUCAUGGGCGGAGGCCGCGAGUAAAGCAUCUCCUCCACUUUUCCCUGCAUGCUCUAUAGCUGUCUCUCAGCUGAACUAUUUGAAUUCUCAACAACUCAACAACCCACUUGGAUUAAUUACCCACAUGAACCAGAUGACAUCAGGGCUAUGCGGGUUUUGAAUUAAUCACUGUUAUAGUUGUUUUUUCCAUUUUUAUUUUUUUAUACAUGAAUCAAAACUUGUUCUCUGCUUUUGGUUAUGUAACCUUGUCUAUACAAUCCCGCCUGAUACCUUACCGUAGAUGUUCACUGUACUCUGGCCAUUCUGGUUGAUCUGUUUUUGUAUCCCUCUAGGGUCUAAAUCGGCUCAUAAGUGGAUAAAACACCAAAACCACAGUUGAAUAUAUUCAGGUUUUCCUUGCUGCAUUAAUGUGCACAAUGUUCAUGCAUUUAGCACUUGAAGCAGUUCAGCAUAUUUGAUUAAGCUGAUCUACUUGCAUGAUUCUUGCAGUUCUUGGUUCGAAUCCACAUGGCUGAAUCCACAGAUAGUAAGUUUUUUUGGAUCAAAUUGUCAGUUAAAUAAAUGUAAUGUAAUCCAUCAAUGAUGCAAAAACAGGGAAGAUUCAGGAAAUCUUUUCCAGUUCAGCAGG